Molecule: messenger RNA, 2066 nt
Organism: Cololabis saira (Pacific saury)
Lineage: Eukaryota; Metazoa; Chordata; Actinopteri; Beloniformes; Belonidae
Gene: nfyal
Product: nuclear transcription factor Y, alpha, like
Exons: 10
Coding region: 147-1217 (356 amino acids)
Biological process (GO): regulation of transcription by RNA polymerase II
Cellular component (GO): CCAAT-binding factor complex
Molecular function (GO): DNA-binding transcription factor activity, RNA polymerase II-specific; RNA polymerase II cis-regulatory region sequence-specific DNA binding
Source: RefSeq, a predicted model, not a curated record
UCCCGCGGCUGCGCCUCCUCCCAGCCGCCGUUGUUUCAUUUGCGCCAUUUUGUCCGCUCACUUUGUUGAUUGGGCUUUAGCGUGCUGUACUGGAGCCAAUCAGAGGGAAACCGGACAGUGAAGAUACGAGGAUCCAGUAGCGAACCAUGGAGCAGUACACUACUGCCACCACCACGACAGGGGAGCAGAUUGUUGUGCAGACUGCCAAUGGACAGAUCCAGCAGCAGACACAGGGCACAGUGACAGCUGUGCAGCUGCAAACAGAGGCUCCAGUGGUGACGGCCUCAGGCCAGCAGGUGCAGACACUCCAGGUAGUGCAGGGGCAGCCCCUGAUGGUCCAGGUGAGCGGAGGACAGCUCAUCACGUCUUCAGGGCAGCCGAUCAUGGUGCAGGCCAUGUCAGGGGGCCAGGGUCAAACCAUAAUGCAGGUUCCUGUGUCUGGAGCUCAAGGACUACAGCAGAUCCAGCUGGUGCAGCCGGGUCAGAUACAGUUGCAAGGUGGACAGACUCUCCAGCUCCAAGGCCAGCAGGGUCAGCCCCAGCAGAUCAUCAUCCAGCAGCCCCAGACGGCCAUCACCGCUGGACAGAACCAGGGUCAGCAGAUCAGCGUACAAGGCCAGCAGGUGGCACAGACAGCUGACGGACAGACCAUCGUCUACCAGCCCGUCAACACAGAUGGUUCGGUUCUGCAGCAGGGAAUGAUCACAAUUCCAGCUGCCAGCUUGGCAGGUGCCCAGAUCGUACAAGCCGGCGGUGCCAACACAAACACCACCAACAGCAACCAAGGCACUGUGACCGUCACCCUGCCCGUCUCCGGCAACAUGGUCAAUGCAGGUGGAAUGGUCAUGGUAAGACCCUGUGGAGAGAUGGUUCCCGGAAGUAGCGGCGUUCCCACAAUGCAGCGUAUCCCACUGCCAGGGGCGGAAAUGCUAGAAGAAGAGCCUCUUUAUGUCAAUGCAAAACAGUAUCAUCGUAUCCUGAAGAGAAGACAGGCGCGGGCCAAGCUGGAGGCUGAGGGCAAGAUCCCCAAAGAAAGGAGGAAAUACCUACACGAGUCUCGCCACCGCCACGCUAUGCAGCGCAAGCGAGGAGAUGGAGGCCGUUUCUUCUCCCCUAAAGACAAAGAGGAAGCAGGGUUGUCCUUGUCGCAGUCACUGAUCUUUUUUGCCUCUGAUGCUGUUGAAACAGCAGGACCUGGCCCAGGCAGCAUCAGAUGAGACAGUGGCUCAGAUGAUCCGAGUCUCGUAGCACCGUCGCUGACAUCAACACCUCAGAGAUUCUUCAUCCCACUUAACAUCUGAGACGCCUUCUCAUGUCAUCUGUAGUCUUUAUUGCCCGGAUACACCAAACAGUGCUUUCACUGAAGGUUUUCUGUUGUGUCCCAACAACUUCACUGGUCUUCCAGGAAGCUGGCGAUGAGGCUGCUGAGCCAGCGGACUUGUCUGGUCUUCAUCGGUCAAAUGAUGAUGUUGUCAUGCUCAGCUUGUCUGGUUGAGCACUUAAUAGACCAGCCAUUUUUUGUUUUAUUUUGUUUUUGACUCAUUUGAAAGUUUUUGUUUUAACUCCUUUUGUAAAUGGUACCAGUUUUCUUUUUUGUUUACGCUAGAUUGCUGUUCUGUGUCAUUUAUGUGAUGCUCGUUAUAUUGUAAUUAUUUCAACACAUUUUCUGUGUAGCUGCACUCAUCUGAGGUUCAACCUCCAUUUACUGAGCAAAACCUGAGAUGUGUUAGUAAUUUAAAGAUAUUGUACAGAAGGUUUCCUCCUUCACUGUGUGUGAAAAAAACAUACCAGUUCUGUGGAUGCAUUUUAUACACUUUGUAGUUAGACUUAGUGUUUUUGCAAGAUAAGAGUUGUUAAAUGUUACAUCACAUUAUACCAUCUAUCCAUGUCUGUAAUUUUUCAUCUCUUAAGUCUAUCUAUCUGGGUUUUUUUUUCAUUGUAGAUAAAUCUAUUCUUUUUCACCCAUCAGAUACAGUCCUGCGAUGUUAUAUUUUGUUUUUUAUAAUGAACAAAGGUUGGACAUGGUGUUCAUGAAACCGCCUGUUAAUUAAAAUUUUAUUAAGUGA